UUUCAGGCGGGUUACUUGAUUGUGCUGCUGUUCACACUAAAAAUUAGUAAACAAACUCUGAUGUCAAAAUAAACCGUGUAACUGGCUAUGAUGCAUUUUACAAACUGCUGUAUAGAAAUAAUGCAUUAGUUUCAGUGUUCAUGGGUAUAAAGUGAGAUUUUAUUCGCUCUCUCUCUCUGUCUCAUCUGAAGAAUGGACCGACCAUCCAGCAGAAAUAGAAAAGCUGUUAACUACUCAGAUUUCCAAGAUGAUGACGAUGAGGAUUUUGCCUGUGUUAAACCUCCCCCCAAAAAAGCGCGGACAAUCUUCAAAGACCCUGAUUCGGAGAGAAGCCAAAGGAUUACAAGUGCGUCUCAAAAUCAUGUUGUUGUUGAUCUCACUGGGUCAGGAAACAGGAAGAGUUUGUCUCUGGAUGAUAAAAUGUAUGAAAGCGAUUUGGAGGCAGCUCUAACACUGUCAUUGCUGGACGCUUCUGAAAAAGAAGAGGAAGAAUGUGCAACCAGAACAGAUGAUCACUUCAAGUCUGAGCCUCUUCAAAGUUCACCACCUGUUCUAACACACUGCAGUGCUGAUGGCAAAAAUUUAGAUGAAGUUCAGCCACAUCCGGAUUCCCCUCCUGUGCUGUCAAACUGUAACACUGAUGGCAGUAGUUUAGGGUUGAAUGUGAUCAUCAGUAUGCAAGCCUCCCCUCACAGUGUUCCCAAACAGAGAAAAGCUUCUACGAAAGCCACAGAGCAGCAGAGAAAACUUCCAAAGGAGGAGAAUGACCAUGGAGAAGAUGAAGACUAUCAGCCACAAAACACACCAGAUUCAGAGAGCGAUGCAGACUUAACUGAGGAAGAUGAGAGUGAAGAUGAGACGUUCACAGUGAAGAACAAAAAGAAGACGGUGAAACAAAAAACAGAAAAAAAGAUCCCACAGGCAGGAAAGGACAAGAAAGAAAAGAAAGUGAAAAAGCCAGUAAAGGCUUCCAAAGCAAAAAUCACAGCCUCCACACCAGUGAUUAGUCAGAGUCCAGCUGCCUCUGUAUCUGGACUAAAGAAGACCCCCACUACUCCACCUCUCUCUAAUCCUGCACUCUGCUCCAGUCCUGUAGGGGGCAUACUGCCAAAGUGGAAUCCACCAGGUCUUGUUAGCAGGAGUCCUGGUGCAUCUCAGAAUGCAGUUGUGAAGUCUCCUGGACAGGGCCUGCGAUUAGGACUUUCCCGCCUGGCCAGAGUCAAACCCUUGCACCCUAAUGCUGCUGCUCACUAAACACACUUGUUUUAUAGACACAAUGUAAUUGGAAACUGCUCAACAUUUUUAUGGGGGGAGACUUGGUAGUUUCCCCUUACAGAGAGAAUUUCUAGAAAGUCCAUAUUAAGAUUUUUUUUGAAAGCUCUUUCAUUCUUUACUACUUUCUCCAGCUUUGUAUUGUUGUAACUUUUUUAAAUGUAAUUUUUAACACUUUGUAAAUAGGCACGUCACUACACAUUAAAGAUUGAGGAUAUGCUAAAAUUUGUAUAUGCUUGAUCUUAGCAUAAAAUUUUAUAUUUGCAAAGAGGUUUGUGUUUGCUCAUUAUUGUAGUUAUGGUAUCUACAGUCAGGGUAUUUACUGUAAUACUCAUGCAAUGUUUCCCUCUAGGGACCAAAGGGCUGUCGAAAAAUUGCUUUCCUCUCUAAACAGUGAGUGCUAUCAUCUCAUGACCUUUUAAUAACAAAUUAUUUAAAAACAUGACAAUGGGCUCCACUUGCCUACUAAAGAAAAGAGUACUGUUUUCUAAAGCUUCUUUGGAUCAAUAUGUAUUGUGAAAAGUGCUUUGCAAAAAAAAAAAAAAAAAAAAAAAAACAGAAACUGAAAA
This is a messenger RNA of Myxocyprinus asiaticus (Chinese sucker), 1841 nucleotides long. It is a transcript of the gene rad51ap1, whose product is annotated as RAD51 associated protein 1. The record is from RefSeq and is a predicted model, not a curated record. Gene Ontology annotation, biological process: double-strand break repair via homologous recombination; interstrand cross-link repair. The transcript is spliced from 10 exons. NCBI's taxonomy places the organism in Eukaryota, Metazoa, Chordata, Actinopteri, Cypriniformes, Catostomidae. Bases 193 to 1254 code for a protein of 353 amino acids. Gene Ontology annotation, molecular function: double-stranded DNA binding; single-stranded DNA binding.